Molecule: messenger RNA, 615 nt
Organism: Diabrotica balteata
Lineage: Eukaryota; Metazoa; Arthropoda; Insecta; Coleoptera; Chrysomelidae
Source: the annotation of a GenBank genome assembly
AUGGGAAACAAUUAUAGCGUUGACGAAGAAGGAAAUCAGGUUGUCUGGAAUGAGUUUGAGAUGAUCAAGGUGAAGAAGACACUUGAAAAUAAGUUUCAGGUUAAAACAAGCUACCACGAUACAGAGGUCAGAAAUAGUAAUAUAAGGAGAAGACAACGAGGGUUGGUGUCUAAUACGAAACUAAUGGGUAGAGCAUUAAAAUGCUAUGAGUGCGCUGACCACAUUGGAAGUGGAUCUAGCUGCGAAAGUGGGAAGAAUAUGGAUUCUGCUUGGAAAGAUACUUGCGAAAACCGCGCCAACGAGAUACCAGCUUGUAUAACUAUUAGAGUAAAUGUUAUUUAUUGUUUCAAUUCUUUCAUAUUUAUUACUUUACUUGUAUCACACACACACACACACACACACACACACACACACACACACACACACACACACACACACACACACACACACACACAGACACACACACACACACACACACACACACACACACACACACACACACACACACACACACACACACACACACACACACACAUAUAUAUAUAUAUAUACAGAUUGAACGAAAUAAAUUCGGAACAUAGGAAUAUAAUGUAUUUCGGCUCAAUUCUGCUGUAG